Messenger RNA from Talaromyces proteolyticus, 4017 nucleotides. Its product is annotated as putative ABC multidrug transporter. The coding region runs from base 1 to 4017 and encodes 1338 amino acids. Gene Ontology annotation, cellular component: membrane. NCBI's taxonomy places the organism in Eukaryota, Fungi, Ascomycota, Eurotiomycetes, Eurotiales, Trichocomaceae. The transcript is spliced from 11 exons. The record is from RefSeq and is a predicted model, not a curated record. Gene Ontology annotation, biological process: transmembrane transport. Gene Ontology annotation, molecular function: ABC-type transporter activity; ATP hydrolysis activity; ATP binding.
AUGAAAGAAAGGGACCCUUCAGGUCGCCCGCAGGACAACGCGGAACAACUAGAAAAGAAUUCCCCGACAACACUAGUGAGACAGCAGGAACACGAAAAGUCCAAGCCUUCCGCUGCAAAUGAAACCACCGAUAAAGACCUCUUGGUGCCUGCUGACAAGCAGGACUUUAGGCUAAAUCGAUAUGGAUUACAGAGAGUUCUCAAAUAUGGGUCAAAAUUGGACUUUUUGGUGUUUGGGGUUGCGACAAUAUGCUCGCUUGGGUCCGGUGUGGUUCUCCCAUUGAUGAACAUCGUAUUUGGGCAACUCGUUGGUGGCUUUAGCGGAUAUUUCACUACAGGGAAUGGUGUGUCACAAGAGGAGUUCACGAGUCAGACGAAUCAUAAUGCUCUCUUGAUUGUGUACUUGUUUAUAGGCAAGUUUGUUCUCACGUACAUUUCGAUGUUUUGCUUUCGGAUGGCAGGACUCCGUGUAACAGCAAACCUUCGUCGAGCCUACUUGCAAGCAGUCUUUUCUCUUCCCAUUAGCACGCUGGAUGAGAUCUCUUCAGGCACAGUCUCUACUACUAUCACCUCGUCGUCAAAUACUAUCCAGAGCAGCAUCGCUGACAGGCUUGCCGUUCUGUUUCAGUCACUUGGUCUGUUGAUCUCGGCUUAUGCAGUUGCAUUCAAAUACUCCUGGCAGUUGACCCUGGCAGCCACUUCCUCAAUAGUGUUCAUGCUCAUCGUCUAUACCAUCGGUUUUCCAUUACUUAUUAAAUCGCAAAAGGAGGCCAUUGAAGCAGAUGAGAAGCAUGCUUCGAUUGCUGCUGAGAUCUUUGGAUCAAUCCGAACAGUGUUUUCACUCGGUGCCAAGCGCGCAUUAUCUGAAAAGUACUUUCACUGGGUGGACAUAUCGCGCCAACGAAACGCAAGUAUGGCAUGGUCUAUGGGAAUACAACUCGGAUUGGGUAUGUUUGCAGUACCAGCAAACUAUGCCCUUAGUUUCUGGCUGGGGUUGAAUCUCUACGAAAAGGGGGUGAUUCAAGACAUCAACAUUGUUAUCACUGUAUUCUUUUCUGUUCUCCUUGUCGGUACAAUUAUAGGCAGCAUUGUCUUUCCACUCAUGCAAAUCACCAAAGCAGCCGCCGCUUCCACCGGAUUUUUCAAAGUGAUCGACAGCGAAGGUGUAUAUUUUGGUGGCCUGAAGGAGCCCGAUGUUUCUGCACAAGCUGAUAUCGAAUUCAAGGACGUGAGGUUUGCAUAUCCCACGCGAAGGGACGUCCCGGUUUUAAAAGGCUUAAAUAUUGUAUUCGAAAAAGGAAAAACAACAGCAUUGGUUGGGCCAUCUGGGUGUGGCAAGAGCACCAUUGUUGGGUUAUUGGAGAGAUGGUAUCAAGUUGAUACUACCCAGCAAGGGAAAAAUGGCGACACGGAUGACAACAUUGACAACAUUGACAAGCAGACCGGGGAUGCGUCAGAAUCGAUUAUUAACGUCGCUCAUAUAGCCAAGAACAGCGGUUCCGUUUUUGUCGAUGGCCACAAUUUAAACGACGUAAAUAUAAAGUGGUGGCGUGCGCAAAUCGGUCUUGUCCAACAAGAACCAUUUCUAUUCAACGAUACCAUCUAUAACAACGUCUGUUUGGGGCUGAUUGGGUCCCAAUGGGAAGAUGAGUCUGAAGAAGUCAAGCGCAACCUUGUUAAAAGUGCUUGCAAAGAGGCUUUUGCGGAUGAGUUUGUAGAGAGGCUUCCGGAUGGCUAUGCUACAAUGGUUGGCGAAAGCGGCAUCAAACUCAGUGGUGGUCAACGCCAACGUCUUGCAAUUGCUCGGAGUAUUGUUAAAAGGCCAACCAUCCUAAUUCUUGACGAGGCCACUAGUUCUAUCGACGUUCGUGGCGAGAGGAUUGUUCAACAGGCGCUAGACAAAGUAGCAGCAACACGUACAACGAUAAUGAUCGCCCACAGACUUUCAACAAUCCGCAAAGCUGAUCACAUCAUCGUUCUCCAAAAUGGAGCAAAGGUCGAAGAGGGGUCUCAUGAUUCAUUGAUGAGUAUAGAUGACGGACUCUACUUCAAUCUAGUCAAUGCCCAAAAAAUACUUUCGACGCCAACAGCUGAGACAGGCAGUGCAGAAAUAGAUAAUGCCAUUGAGACAGAAGGUUUGUUGGACAGGGAAACGACCUUGAAAGAUGACGAAGGAGUUCAAAGGGGAAAUGGUGAGAGAAUGGAUUACUUAGCAUUACCGAAGAUUGUCGGCGAACAAAAGUCGCUUUGGAUGCUUUGGGCCCCGAUUCUACUCUCUGGCAUGGGAUGCGGUGGGGCUUAUGCACUUGAGAGCUGGUUCUUUGCCCAUCUCGUCCAGGUUUUUCAAUAUACUGGACAGCAGCUAACAUCUUCCCGCAAUUUUUGGGCUUUAAUGUUUUUCGUACUGGGCUUGGCUGUUGCGGUCUGCUACUUUCUACUCGGUUCCAUGUCAACAUUGGUAUCUGCUAUAAUAACAUCCACAUAUCGAAAAGAAUACUACAACAACUUUCUCGCACAGCCUGUCCCUUUUCACGACGCCGAAAACAACUCUUCCGGCUCCCUACAAUCCAAAUUAACAACAGACCCAAAACAAAUCCAAGAAGCCUUCAGUGUCAACGGUGCUUUCUCUCUGAUUAGUAUCUGGAACUUACUCGGAUGCGUGGCAAUCUCGUUCUCCUUUGGCUGGAAGCUCUCGCUCGUGGCCCUUUUAGCAGCGCUCCCUGUUAUGUUUGUCGCAGCUUUCUUCCGCAUCAGACAUGAGAUCAAAUUCGAGGCAAUGAAUGCCGAGGUGUUUGCGGAAAGCAGCCAGUUUGCUACUGAAGCGAUCGGCGCAUUCCGAACGGUCUCGUCGCUGACUAUGGAAGACUACAUUUUGCGCCGGUUUGAAAACCUGGUCAAGGAGCAGAUCAGACGAGCUUUUCGCAGAGCCAGCCAUGCGACUCUAGUCUUUGCAUUAUCAGAUAGUGUGGAGCUAUGUGCUAUGGCGCUCACGUUCUGGUACGGUGGGCAACUUCUUGCCAACCGUACAUACGACCCUCUCCACUUCUUUGUAAUUUACAUCGCCGUCGUACAAGGAGGACAAGCCGCCGGUCAAGCAUUCAGUCUUACUCCAGUCUUCGGGCAGGCUACGGGGGCUGCAAAUCGCAUUUUCCGACUUCGAUCUCUCAAUUCUAAGCCAAAUAAUCAAGGAAGAAGCUCCCAAGAAAAGGUAAUAUCCACUCACCAAAAGCAAACAGCAGCGAGUGUCGAAAUAAAAAAUGUAGCGUUCAAAUACCCUACUCGAGAUGUGCCAAUAUUUCACUCCCUUUCUCUAUCGAUCACUCCCGGGAGUUUCGUCGCAUUUGUCGGGCCGUCUGGGUGCGGAAAAACGACCGUUAUUUCCCUACUCGAGCGAUUCUAUGAUCCUGUAGCUGGUACUAUAUCUUUCAAUGGCAUACCCAUUGACGAUAUCGAUGUGGCGGCAUACAGAAGUCAGAUCUCACUAGUCUCUCAGGAGCCGACAUUAUUCGAUGGCUCAAUUCAAGAAAACCUCCUUCUAGGGGUACCUUCAUCGGAUGAAGAAGACAGUGAAGACCUCGAAGCCAAGAUGGAACAAGCAUGUCGUGAUGCCGAAAUCCAUGACUUCAUCACCUCGCUCCCAGACGGGUACGCCACGCAACUCGGUAUACGAACACAAACUGCGUUGAGCGGGGGGCAGAAACAACGUGUUUGUAUUGCCCGUGCUCUACUACGGUCUCCGUCGUUACUCCUCCUCGAUGAAGCCACGUCAAGUCUAGACUCACAGUCUGAGAAACUAGUCCAGGGCGCUCUGGAUAGGCUAGCGGCCAAGAGAAACAUAACCAUUGUAGCUGUUGCGCACAGACUUGCCACGAUACAGAAGGCAGAUACAAUCUAUGUAUUUGGUGAGAGUGAGAGGGGGACUGGGAGCCGAGUGGUUGAAAAGGGGGGCCAUGAUGAGUUGUUGAGGCGGAGAGGGAUGUAUUGGCAGAUGUGUCAAGCUCAGGCCCUAGAUCGAUAA